This is a messenger RNA of Lodderomyces parapsilosis, 1473 nucleotides long. RefSeq lists its product as uncharacterized. Gene Ontology annotation, biological process: amino acid transmembrane transport. The coding region runs from base 1 to 1473 and encodes 490 amino acids. The record is from RefSeq and is a predicted model, not a curated record. Gene Ontology annotation, cellular component: vacuolar membrane. NCBI's taxonomy places the organism in Eukaryota, Fungi, Ascomycota, Pichiomycetes, Serinales, Debaryomycetaceae. Gene Ontology annotation, molecular function: amino acid transmembrane transporter activity. The transcript has a single exon.
AUGUCGUUGAAUGAAAAUACUGAUAUGAUAAUCACAAAAUCCAAGUGUGAGUGUGUAGAUAACGAAGAGGAAAAAGAUGCAUCAUCCAAUUUCGACACGGAGUCUGUAGUCAAAACAGAACGAAAUCAAGUCUUUGAGAUAAAAAAAGAUGGCCCCAACUUUCGUGGAGUUGGCACGUAUGGUGCAGCAAUUUUAAUUGCGAAAUCGCAAUUGGGAUUAGGAGUACUUGGUUUGCCCAGUACUUUCAACUCCUUGGGUUUCCUACCAGGUGCCCUUUCACUAGUUUGCUUAUGUUUGUUGAGCACAUACACCGGCCUUGUCAUUGGGAAAUUUCGAAACAAGCAUCCUCAUAUCUAUUGCAUUGAUGACGCUGCUUACAUGUUAUUUGGUCCUAUUGCACGUGAGAUUAUGGGUUGGGGUUUCUGGCUCUUUUACACGCUUUGCUAUGGUUCAGCAUUGCUCACGAUCUCCAUCGCUUUUAAUUCAUUAACAGGGCAUCCCAUGUGCACUGUUAUUUGGGUGGUUAUCGGUGCAAUAGUAUCCUUUAUUCUUGGUGCUUCAAUCAGAACAAUGAGGGUAUUAUCGUUUAUGGGAUACUUUGCCAUGUCAAGUAUUCUUCUCGCAGUGUGGACCGUAGCAAUAGCAUGUCUUACUCAAAAAGUUCCUGCAGCAGCACCUCUUGAACAGCCAACAAAUAAAUUAAUAAGAGUUGCAGCCACGGGAGUUCGUUUUAGUACAAUAGCAUCUGCUAUUGCAAUUCAGUUCUUUUCAUUAUGUGGAACAGCAUCCUUCUUCUCAAUACAAGCAGAAAUGAGGGAUCCAAGGCAAUAUGGUAAAUCACUUCUCAUGGGACAAGCAUUGGUGAUGUUCAAUUACAUCGUUCUUGCCAUUAUGAUUUAUGCCAAAGUUGGUCAAUACGUAGCAUCUCCUGCACUAGGCUCUGCUGGUGACCUAUUCAAAAAGAUUGCUUAUGGUAUAGCACUCCCUGGUUUGUUCUGGUCUUCAUUCUUCACUGCCCACCUUGCAGCAAAAUACUCCCUCAUCCGAAUCUUGAGAGGUACCAAACAUUUACAAAGCAACACCAAAAUUCAUUGGAUUACCUGGCUCGGGAUGAUUACCAUUGUCAGCGCUGUUGGGUUUGUAAUCGCUGGGGCAAUUCCAUUUUUCAACAAUUUGGUAGCUUUAACUGGUGCACUAGUCGGCACGUCUUUCACGCUUUUCAUCCCUGCUUGUUUAACAUUGUAUGAAAUAGGGCAUCACAAACAUCACGAGCGUGAUCUGACUCUCACAUGGAUUAAACACUCAUGGAGUGAAUUACAUAAUCACAAAUUCACUGCCACCUUGUCAAUAUUCUGCAUCGCAGUAGCGAUCUUUAUUUGCGUUGGUGGUCUCUAUGGUGCCAUAUCCUCCACAGUCGAAGCUUACGCGAAUGGAACCGUUGAUCGCGCAUUUUCUUGUGCCAACAAUGCUUAA